AUGGGACGAAAAGCGGAGAAAUACGCGCUGGAGGCUAUUGUCAUGAUUGGCGAUCCAGUUACGGCGCGGAUCCCCAAUGCUAUCGCGAGGCAAGAAUGGCUGGUUUUACAACUACCUUCCGUGCAAUGGCUUUCUAACGAUGUGCAGGAUUUGCUCCGAAUUGUCCACACAGCCGAUUGGGACACUCCGGUAGUGAACGUUCGUGGUGAGCAUUUAUUCGCAAGUUGGAGAGCAGUGCUCAAUGAUGGGCAACGCACAACUCGUCCACUGUACUUAUUUGAUUAG
Molecule: messenger RNA, 285 nt
Organism: Cylicocyclus nassatus
Lineage: Eukaryota; Metazoa; Nematoda; Chromadorea; Rhabditida; Strongylidae
Source: the annotation of a GenBank genome assembly